Messenger RNA from Megalopta genalis, 1520 nucleotides. The record is from RefSeq and is a predicted model, not a curated record. NCBI's taxonomy places the organism in Eukaryota, Metazoa, Arthropoda, Insecta, Hymenoptera, Halictidae.
AUGUGGGAACGCUGGCACACGUCCUUAAUUUGGGAAACCAACCCGCAAUGCUCUAAUCCAACUCUGUCGUUCAGACGUCAAACGUGCCUGAAGCAAUGGCAGAACAGUUCGAAAAAUGUGAGCGGGAAAGUGUCCAAAAUGGGAAUCGCAGAGAUUUACGACUUUUAUUGGAACCAAAAUGUUGAUCCGAGGACCAUCGUUUUGCCGUUAAUGGAAUCGCCCAUUCUCAUCCCGACUAUCCUCGCCUCGUAUCUAUACUUCGUCUUGAAAUGCGGGCCGAGGUACAUGAAAGACAAAAAGCCGUACGAUCUGAGGACUUUCGUGAAAUACUACAACAUUUUCCAAAUAGUCAGCAAUGCCUUGAUAGUGCAACAAUUUUUAUCAGCAGGAGUACUGACAGAAUUCUCAGUGAUCUGCACGUUACCGAAUUAUACGUUUGAUCCCAAGCAUGUAAAGAUUGCCUACAUGUUCUGGUGGACGCUACUUCUGAAGCUUGUCGACUUGAUCGAAACAGGCGUAUUCGUGCUGAGGAAAAGGGACAGGCAGAUUUCCUUUCUACACAUAUACCACCACAUAUCGACGGUGAUAAUUGUUUGGACUUUCGGGAGAUACGUUCCAGUGGCAAUGGCCUCUUUCUCGAUCAUAGUGAACUGCAUUAUUCACGUGAUCAUGUACACUUAUUACUACUUCAGCACAAUGGGAGACAAAGCGCCGAAAAUUCUGAAGAAGAUAAAGCCACUAAUCACGAUAAUGCAAAUGGCACAGUUCGUACUUCUCAUAAGUCAAAACAUCAUGUCAUUCCUGCCAUCCUGCCCAGUAGCGAGGUUACCGGGCAUCGUUUCGAUAAUUAAUCUUGUGAUCAACUUCAAGCUGUUCUACGACUUCUACCAGAAAACUUACAAGAAAACUAAUGAAAAGUCGAUGUAGGACACAUUAGGAAGAAUAUGCUUGCAUAGAAAUUGCAAUUGAAAUUGUCGACUAGCUGGAAAUGAUGAGACGCCAACUGUGAUUACCGAUAUUGCACGCGACGCUAUUCGCAUUACGAUCAAAUUUAACAACUCUAAACGAAUCGUAAUUACUGCGAUACCGGUACAUGCGUUACUUACUGCUGACAUUCUAAUUUAUGGUUUCUCAACUGUGUAUAUAAUUUGACUUGAGAGGUAUAGUUAUUUGAAUAAAUAGGAAUAUUUGCAUUUAGUUUCGACCUCAAGAAAUCUUGGUAAGUAAACGUAGAUUCUUGCAUUGUAUAGAUGCGCACAAGAAACCGAAGUAAUAAUACGGUGUUACAGAAUUAGAAUGCAACGUUUAUGAAUGUUCUUGUGACAUUUGUUUUGGUUGUUACCUUUUAAAUAAUAAAAUAUCCAUCGCGGGUUCCCAAUUAGACGGAACAAACUGUAACUAAAGACUUGUACGGCACACACACACACACACACACACACACACACACACACACACACACACACACACACACAAAAUGUAACUGAAGAAUCGAAAUAAAACAGAACUCUCAUUUUUCCUGA